Tachysurus fulvidraco (yellow catfish) is the source of this 2448-nucleotide messenger RNA. RefSeq names its product zinc finger DHHC-type palmitoyltransferase 2 (gene zdhhc2). Gene Ontology annotation, molecular function: protein-cysteine S-palmitoyltransferase activity. The transcript is spliced from 13 exons. The coding region runs from base 157 to 1254 and encodes 365 amino acids. Gene Ontology annotation, biological process: peptidyl-L-cysteine S-palmitoylation; protein targeting to membrane. NCBI's taxonomy places the organism in Eukaryota, Metazoa, Chordata, Actinopteri, Siluriformes, Bagridae. The record is from RefSeq and is a predicted model, not a curated record. Gene Ontology annotation, cellular component: Golgi apparatus; endoplasmic reticulum.
CACACACACACACACACACAGGACGGUAUGACUGUGUGCGGGUCUGGUGGAAGCAGGCGCAUGUCCGCUAUUUACGAACACUCACUGUCCUGACGGAUCGAAAGAGCUCGGCGCUUUGGGUUUUGGCAUGUUUGGGUCAGCGAGCGGAGCUGAAACAUGGCGCCGUCCGGAUCGCGCAGCGCCAAGCGGAAGUGUCAGCGAGUAGUACACUGGAUCCCCGUGCUGUUCGUGUGCGCGCUCGUGGCGUGGUCCUACUACGCGUACGUGGUACAGCUCUGCGUAGAAACAAUUGAAAACAUGGGAGAGAAAGUAUUUUACCUCAUGGCGUAUCAUGUCUCCUUUAUCAUGUUUGUAUGGUCAUAUUGGCAAACCAUCUUCACCAAACCAAUGAACCCGCUUAAAGAGUUCCACCUGUCACACACUGACAAAGAACUGCUGAAGCAGGAGGAUCGUGCUGAAUCUCAACAAGAAAUUCUGCAAAGAAUAGCCAAGGAUUUACCCAUAUCCACUCGCACAACGUCUGGAGCUAUUCGCUACUGUGAUCGAUGUCAUCUGGUGAAACCUGACCGAUGUCAUCACUGCUCAGUCUGUGAUAAGUGCAUCUUGAAGAUGGAUCACCACUGUCCAUGGGUGAACAACUGCGUGGGCUUUUCAAAUUACAAGUUUUUUACACUCUUUCUUGCAUACUCUUUGCUCUACUGCCUGUUUAUCACCGCGACAGACCUGCAGUACUUCAUUCAGUUUUGGACUAACGGCCUGCCAGAUACUCAAGCCAAGUUCCACAUUAUGUUCCUGUUCUUUGCUGCAUCCAUGUUUUCAGUCAGUCUGGCUUCCUUGUUUGCUUAUCACUGCUGGCUAAUUUGCAAAAAUAGAUCCACCUUGGAGGUCUUCCGUGCACCUGCCUUCCUUCAUGGAGCCGACAAAAAUGGCUUCAGUCUCGGAGUAAGCAAAAAUUUCCGCCAAGUUUUCGGGGAUGAAAAAAAAAAUUGGCUUCUGCCAGUGUUUUCCAGCCAAGGUGAUGGAUGCUCCUUCCCCACGUGUCUUGUGAACCUUGACCCAGAACAGCCUGCCUCACCAUCUGGACAUGCUGUCAAAAGUGAUGGAGAACCCCAUCAAUUUCCCUGUAAACCUUUGAGAGAAUCUCAAAGCCGACUGCUGAGCAAUGGACAGACCUGGACUGAGAGUGAUGAGACAGAGGAACAAGACAGAGAAGGAGCAAGCAACCCGGCCAUGAGUAUAGAGAAAGAGACAUAGUUUGGUCUCAGUGCUGACUGUUUUCAGGAAACAAGCAGAUCCCUGUGUGGUCGUGUGUGUUUUCUGUGGAACAACGAAGACACUACCUUCUGCAGUAGGAAACAUCCACCAUCCAGUGGGUUUCCAUGUUAUUGCUUGAGCAAGGUGCUUCUUACUAAAAGCUGACUGUUCAAUGUUAACCGGAGUGUCUAUAGUCAUUAGGACCUCUACAGUCGUUUGUAGAAGGAUUGAGACUUUGUGUGUCAUACUGUGCCUAAAUCAACACAAAAAAGGUGCCCUCUGAGAUACAUCAAAUAAUCAAGUGAUUAUUAACAGCUAAUGCCUUGUUUAUACCUUGUGAACGUGUUUGAGGCUAACUUGAAUAUGACGUUGGGGUGAAACUGUGGUUUUGUGCAUGCUGUGUGGUGCAUAUGUACGUUAUCGAAAGUUACAAAGAAAACCGAGGAAUCGCUGACAAAAUGUAGCAAAGUCUGAACAAAUGGCACUUUUUAUGCUUCGGAUGUUUGCAUGUUUAGGCAGAUGUUUGUAUUUUUAAUGAUGUACACGUUAUGAUGAUAAGCUGUUUCAUUUGCCCUGUGUAUCUUUCAACCUUCUUAAACUCUUCAACAGAGAAUAUGUAUUACGGCGUUGAGAUAUUUUGUGCACGUAUUAUAACAUGAACACACGCCCUUUAUUUUUUGCAGGACCAUACAAACUGGUUUUAAAUUUAAGCCACUAAAGGAAUUGAAGUACACGUGAAACCAGUGAAAUGAAUUUCCACUCAUUAGCACAGAGAAAGAGCAUUUUUUCGCAGUUUAAUUAACAGUGCAAUGCAUUAAGAAUAAUGUCUGAAAAUGUACUGUUUUGAUUUUGCAGUUACUGUAAAUGAUUAAAAGUAUGCGGUUGUUUCUUUUAGACAAAACAACCAAAAAUGAGGUCUGGUCUGUUAGAAUGAGAAUUUAUAUGAUUGUAUGUACAAAACCAUAUACGAUGAAUGUGUGCACCAUUUUGAAAUCUGUUUCUAAGGUUUUUUGGCACCACCUUAUAACAGCGUGUCUAUUGUAAAAAUGUGUUUAUUUUAUGCAUGAAAAACAUGCAAUGUGCCAUAUUUCUGGAAAGCAAAAUAAGUGUUUGGUGUCUCAAUAUCUACAGUGCCCUCCAGAAUUAUUGGCACCUUUCUUUACCACAAUAAAACAGUUUUUAUCUUUGAUCUGA